AUGACUACAGACAUGGUCGAGGGAUAUGCGCUUCGUCGAAACAACACGUGCGGUGAUACCGAAAAGAAAUGUACCCCCAAUGCAACAUGGGAUGAUUGGCAGGCCUGCUGCCCCGGAAAUUCAUUCUGUUUCGACUCACAGGCUUCCCAGGCCAACUUUAUAUGCUGUGAAGAUACCUUGAACUGCACGGCAUCUAUUGCCACUGAGCCCACAUGUGCAGACAAAAGCUGGAAUUUGUUUAACUCGACCGGGUAUUUCUGCUGCGAAGAAGAUCAAAGUGCAUUCAACGUGGAUGGUACUGUUUGGGUUGGGUGUGCGGAUCCUGGCUUUUCCGGCGGGAGUAAAUAUAUAGCCCUGGACCCUAGUUCAGUUGGAACUCCUGUUGCAUCCUCAACUGCCACCUCAUCUUCAACAUCCUCAGCCUCCUCAUUAGCAUCGACUACAGCAUCAACUCCAUCAUCCACGACCGGUUCCAAUAAAUCUACUGAAUCGUCACACACGAACACAGGAGCCAUAGCUGGUGGCGUGGUGGGCGGUGUCGUUGGGGUUGCCGCAAUUUCUGCUCUGCUCUUCUUCCUACUUCGAUCUCGAAACCGAAAGCAGCCACAGCAACAGACACAGUAUCAUGAUACACAGUCUGUGUUUUCAAAUGGCACUCAGCCUGGAAAGGGUAUGCACGCCAGAGAGUUAGACGGCCAGGCAUCAAAGUCCGAGCUGGCUGCUGGGGAUGAUGCAUUCCACGAGCGUCACGAAUUACCUUCCUAUAAUUGA
This is a messenger RNA of Penicillium nucicola, 771 nucleotides long. RefSeq lists its product as uncharacterized. NCBI's taxonomy places the organism in Eukaryota, Fungi, Ascomycota, Eurotiomycetes, Eurotiales, Aspergillaceae. The coding region runs from base 1 to 771 and encodes 256 amino acids. The transcript is spliced from 2 exons. The record is from RefSeq and is a predicted model, not a curated record.